This is a messenger RNA of Aphidius gifuensis, 1889 nucleotides long. RefSeq lists its product as uncharacterized. The coding region runs from base 210 to 785 and encodes 191 amino acids. The record is from RefSeq and is a predicted model, not a curated record. Lineage: Eukaryota; Metazoa; Arthropoda; Insecta; Hymenoptera; Braconidae. The transcript has 3 exons.
UGGAUCCUUACAGUAUUUAACAUCAGACACGUAGUGUGCCCAUUCAGAGUUAAUACACUUAAACAAAGUGUACCUAGUGAAACAAGAAAAAAAAUAAUAUAUAAAUUAUUGUCUUUUAUAUAUAAUAAAUUAAUUGUUAAAUGUUACGUGUUUUUUUAUAAUAAAAAUAUACUAAAUUAUAAAAAUAAUAAAAAAAAACAUAAUUAAUAAUGUCUCAGGAUUAUUCAUACGCAUGUCAAAGAGCUGAAUUACUUGGUGUUGCUCCACCAAGUGAAGAAGAAUGGAAAGAAUCACAAAAAAAUAUUGGGGUUGAUAAUGAUGAUGAAGAAAUUAUCAAGGACACUGCUCUCGAGGAUGUGGAUCAAUCUGGGGAAACAAUGACUCGAAUUGGUGGUGGUCUUGAAGAGCUAAACAGCAUUUUAAAUGCAACGCAAAAAAAAAUCAACAGGUUCAAGACUGUAUGUGGUAGCAUUGGAUCAUUGUUAAAAGUACGUGUUAAUUCACGUAGCAAUACACCAGAUCAUAAACCACUUGCUCAAGAUGCUGAUCAAUCAGAAAAAAUUAAAAAUGAAGAAGAUGAAAUAUUGACAAUUGAAACAUCAAAUAAUACUGAUAAUGCUGGUGGUAGUGUUGUUGAUGAUUUAUCAACAAAUAAAAAAAUUGAUUUAAAUGAAAAAAUGGGAUCGCAUUUGGAUAAAUUGGAUUCAUUGAUAAGCAAAGCUGAGCAUGCCCAGUACAGCAUGCAACAUCAAACAAAACAGAUGAAAACAAUUUUAAAUAAGUGAGCGUUUUAAUAAUCUUAUUCCCAUAUCAAUAUGAUUAUUCUAUUAAUUAUAAUGACAAAUAUAUACACACUUAUUGAAACAUAUUAUACCUGAAAUGGAAUUGCAAAUUAACAAUAUAAUAUAUCUAUUUUCCGUCUAUAUCUGCUAAAGAAAAAUUUUAAAUCAAUUAUAUAUAUUUCUGCUAAAAAUUGUAUUUAAUAUAUUUAUUAUUAGUUUAGCUUUUAUUAAUUAUAAACAAAUUCUCAAUAUUAUACUAAUGUUACUAACUAUUUCUUGAUAAUUUUUUUUUAUUUUUUAUUAUUCAAUGACACUCUUUGUCAUGAAUAUAUUUGUAAAUUAUAAUUGACUGAUUUUUUUUGAAACUUGAGGUGUGCUUUUUUUCAUGCCUCUAUUGUUGUUAAUGUUUUUUUUUAGUUUAGGCUUGCUUAGAUGAUAUAUAGCUUCCGUCUUGAAAUAUUUUUAAAAAAUAUACACACAGGUAGAUUAUUAAAUUGAAAAAAAAAAAAAACGAUUUCGCUUCAACGAACAUAAAAUUAUAGUGAUAAAAAAAUUAUUUAUGUUUAUAUUUAUUAUAAAUAUAUAUUGUUGAAUGAUAUAAUUUUUAAAUGAUAAUGAUAUUUUUAUUUAUGAAAAAUUUAUAAAUAUGUAACUGAUGUUACUGAUUACGCUUGUCCAAAAAAUUGUUGUUUUUAUACAUGUAUUACAUAAUGUUAAUGAAAAAAUUAAAUCAUAUUUUAAUUUUUUUGUCGUUAAAAAAAUAUUAUGUAUUCUACAAAUUAAUUAUUCAUUGCUUUGUUUCUGCAUGAAAAAAAAAUAAAUAUCGUUAAAAUAUAUAAUUGUUUACACAUUUUUUUUUUGUUCAUUAUAAAAUUUAUUCACCGCAAAAAAUACCAAGGCAAAUGAUUGUUUGUUAAGUCAUCAUUGUGGUCAACAUUAUUAUUUAUUUUUUUUUAAAUUAAUUGUUUUUUUUUUUUUAUUUUAGUUUAAUUAAUAAAUCAACUCAAAAAAUAAUAACUUAAUAAUUUUUAUAUUCUACAUUAUGCCUAUAAGCCAAGAAACCAUGAAAAAAAAAAAUUAAAAAAACCAAAAGUAUUAGUAAUUAAC